GACACAACAACUACGGAAGGAGCAAGAAGCCGAGGUGGACUCCGGCGAGCCGACGGAAUCCACACAGCCGCCCAAGCGGCCAAGGCCAGAGCCGAACCCGCUGAUUGCAUCCCGCCAGUCAGCAGCCUCGAAUCCUCGACGACAACAACGACCACCCAAGGGCCAGAGCCUCUCCGCGGAGGCCAGACUCAUGGCAAAGCUGUUGAUCUAUCACGAGGACCAGCUGGCUGCCCAGCGGAUGGACAAGGACUUCGUCCUCUUCAUGAGGCAGGACUAUGCCAGCAUAAUCCCCAACCUCCAUGCCAUUUCGGUGGAGUGGCAUGCCAAGAAAGAGGAGGGAGUCGAGGGCCUCACCUCCUCGCUUCGCACUCUGCUGUUGGCGUGUUUGGUCAAGGAAAUGCUUGCCCGGGUUCAGAAAAUGGCCUCGACUCAGGAGGGACAAGAAAAACUCCAACGAACGAAGUGGAUGGAUCUCGACCAACAGUGGACCUUUCUACGAUGGUGUCACAAAACAAAGAAGCUCGUGGUCGACGACAACAAGCCGAGCCUGAGCCACACGGAGCUGGUGCGACAGCUCACCUUCCUGCUCGAGAACCUUCGCGGCGACGUGAUCCACAAGUUUCACAGCACCAAAGGCCUGGAUCAGGUGGAAGAAAAUGCAUCCAACCUUCCAUCCGUGACCUUUUUGCUGGGCAUCUCCCUACGGGGAGAACGAGCUCACGAGAUGCACGAGGUUCUGUGCAAGCUGCUGGGCUGUUCGGCCUGGCUGCUGAUCGGAGUAUCAAUGAAGCGGGAAGGCCUUCAGCGAGCACCAGCGGCCAAGCAAUUGGCCAAGAUGCUCUACGGCAAGUCCUUCUUGGGGGCAUGGCAAGGACGUAGUUUGGAUGAUGAUGCAGUGAUGCAGAGGACUGAGGAGUUUCGGCAAGCACUGAUGCAGAAAGCUCCAUGGCUUUUCCUGCAGCUGCCACGCUUCAGGCUUGGCAGGUGCCAACCUUUCGUGACAACCAUACCAUGGCAGUUCAGUGGCCAUUACUAUGUGGUGACUCCGGGCCAGAGGGGAUAUCUUGCCCUUGACGACGACAAAAAGCCUGCUGAUGAGAUGCUCAACAUGAUCUUCACAGUUCUAGCCAGCAAGAAGCAACAGCCCCUACAGCCAGCGGCCAUGGCUUCCAUCUGGUUGAGGUACAUGGACCUCCACGGCGAGGAAUGGAUUGCCAGUCAGAUUUACCUGCUGGAAGUGCAUCUCCGUCAGAUGUGCCAAGAUAUGGGAAUUCUGCAGCAACGCCACAACAGCCUACAGUAUCAGAUCUCCCUUCUCAUGCGCAACCAGCGCCACCUGGCACAGCAGCUCGCGUCGAAAAGCUCGCCCAACAAGUACAGACAAACCCCGCAGCUGAUUGACUUGAACGAGUUGGAUGACUGA
Messenger RNA from Symbiodinium necroappetens, 1423 nucleotides. Lineage: Eukaryota; Dinophyceae; Suessiales; Symbiodiniaceae. The record is from the annotation of a GenBank genome assembly.